CAGCAGUGCCAUGGAUCUUGGAGUCUAGAAUGCCAUGUUAAUUGAUUUUGCUGUGUUUGCAUUCAAAUCUGAUUUUGUGCACAUACAGUAGUGUAACCAAUUCGCAUUUAGUUAAUACAACCUUAUUACCAUCUACUCUACUUGAUAAAUAGUGAUUGAAGGAAGUAUUCAGCAUUCACUGAGCUGCUGUCUGGGGAAUAGCCACUCUUGAGUUAGGCUCUGCAAAUAACCACACUCAUCCAAAAUUGCAGAAAAUAUACUGAGCAGUAGUAAACUCCUGCAAAAGAACUAGUGGUUGGAAUUGGACAGAGUCUGAUGAGAAGGUGGAUUUACAAUGGCUUACUCCCUUGGAGAAUGUACCACCAGUGGUCUCUGCCUCCACAGUCGUCCUCUGAGCAAAGGGCCCAUGUUGUGGAUCUGCGCUCUGACACAGUCACCAAGCCCACCCGGGGCAUGAAAAAAGCCAUGAUGGAGGCUCUGCUGGGUGAUGAUGUGUACCGGGAGGACCCUACAGUCUCCGAGCUGGAGAGCAGGAUGGCGGAGAUAACAGGGAAGGAAACAGCUCUCUUUGUCCCUUCUGGCACCAUGGGCAACCUCAUAUCAUUGUUGGCACACUGUGAACACCGCGGCUCAGAAGUGCUGCUUGGUGACUUGGCUCACAUCUUCCUGUACGAGCAAGCUGGCAUGGCUCAGCUUGGUGGCAUACAACCUCAUAUCAUUCCAACUUCUGCCAAUGGCACCUACGAUGUUAGUGAGAUUAGGAUGCGCUUGAGGGAUGAGGACAUUCACUGCCCAAGAACAUCUCUUAUAUGCCUGGAAAACACCCAGAACAAGUGUGGGGGUAAGGUUGUGCCACUCUCCUGGAUCGAUGAGGUGGGCAAAGUGGCUCAUUCAUUGGGGAUACCGGUGCACAUGGAUGGUGCCCGGCUCAUGAAUGCAGCAGUGGCCAGCGGGGACAGUGUUACUCGCAUCCUUGAAGCCUGUGAUACAGCCUCCAUCUGCUUCAGUAAGGGCCUUGGAACUCCUGUUGGCUCUGUCGUUGUGGGACCACAGCCCUUCAUGUACAAAGCUCUACGUAUAAGGAAAGUGUUGGGGGGAGGCAUGAGGCAGGCUGGCAUGCUAGCUGCUGCUGCUCUUUACUCCCUGGAUCAUAUGGUGGACCGCCUUGCCCACGACCACGCACAUGCCCAGAUGCUAGCGCAAGCAAUACACGAGGCUAGCAGCAGCAGUGUGUGGUGCCGGCCCUCCGAAGUUCAUACCAACAUUGUUGUUGUUGAAGUUAAUCCUGAUGUCCUGAGUCCUGAAAAGUUUUGUGAACGAAUGGCAAUGGUCGGGAGAGGAGAGGAGACUGCAGUGGGGGGCAGCAUUGUAGUGAAGGUGCUGCCCUGGGCCUGUGACGCCGUGCGCUUUGUCACCCACCACGAUGCCUCCACAGCUGACAUUGAGGCUGUGGUUGCCAAGCUCAGGUACGUCAUCCAAGAGGUGGACAGCAGGGAAACCUGAGGAAAAGGUGGAGUUCUUAUCAAUGGGUUUGUGUUUGAAAUCUGUUCAAAUUUUCAGUGUUGUUGGAUUUUCCAGUAAAUGUAAUUCUUUUAUUUUGUUGAAUGAAAUAUAUUUUUUAUUACACUUUAAUCUGCUCAACCAUAUAAACAAGGCCUUAGAUUGUAUUACAUGUACCUGUUCCAAAUGAUUAUGUAAUGUGUGUGUGUGUGUGUGUGUGUGUGUGUGUGUGUGUUCACUAUAUAAUAAAAUUAUUUUACAAAGUAUAGUACACUUUUUGAAUGCCUACAUGGGCUCAGUUGAGUAGAUGAAUGAAAGCAUCCUCUUCUUCAGGCAAACUCUUGAAUCUCACAAUUAUUUGAUUCAGUUACUUCACCUGAUGAGCUCUUUUAAGAGAAGUAUCAAGAUCUUUAGAACAGAAUUCAUCACCAUCAUCAUUUCAUUUAACGUCCGUUUUCACUCUUCCUGAGCGGUUGGACGCUUUAUGGCUUUCCUCCAUUCUACUCUGUCUUCUGCCCGAUGCUCAUUCAAUCCCAUCAAUGCCAGUUCCUCCUGUAUACACCUCCACAUUUUCCUAGGUCUACCAACUGGUCUCCUUCCUUCCACCACCAAUCUCUCCAAAACUCCCAGCACUGUAUCCUCCCUUGCUCUCUUUUUAUAUCCAAACCAUCGGAGUCUUUCCCUUCUGAGCACUGUUUCCAGGUACUCUACUCCACAUCUGUUAGCUACAUCUGCACUGGACACCCUGUCUUGCCAGCUGAUCCCUACCAUAUACCUCAGCAUUCUGCGAUCACUUGCUCUCAAUACCUCCAUCAAUUGGAUUAUUAUUUUGGGAGAAGAUCUGUCGUGCUAUAUGGGAAUGUUUUGGGAGGCAUUUUUAUAUCUUUAGCUCAUGAACUAUCUCCUGAACCAUAAAAAACUCAAACACCAAGAGUGUUUUUCUUUCUUUAAUUUUUACUCACCCAGUUCUCAUGGAGAUGCUAGAAGGUGGCUAAGAGUUUGCAACAGUUUGCUUAUUGAAGGUUUUAUUCCUUUUUGUAAAAUAUUCAUCACUGGAGAUAUUUUUUGUUAUUGAACAAUGGUAUUUUAGAGAGGAACACCAUGAAUAGUUAUGACAGAAAAUAAGUAUAUCACGUUCAUUGAAAAUACCUAACUGGAGAAUAGGUAAUUUGUGGUUUAAUAUUCAUGACUCAAGACAUCAGAAAGGUCCUUCUUAGUGUUCUGGUAUUGGAAACUUGAUUCCAUACCUCUAAAGAAGUUGAUUCAAUCUGAGUGACCAGACAUUGGAAAUUAGGCCCCUCCUACCCAUAGUGGUAGUAUUCUGCUGCAGGUAGCCUUUAUUUUAAUAAAGGGCAUAUUUUACAAUAUUU
Eriocheir sinensis (Chinese mitten crab) is the source of this 2870-nucleotide messenger RNA. RefSeq lists its product as uncharacterized. The transcript is spliced from 10 exons. The record is from RefSeq and is a predicted model, not a curated record. Bases 316 to 1503 code for a protein of 395 amino acids. Gene Ontology annotation, biological process: glycine biosynthetic process; L-threonine catabolic process. Gene Ontology annotation, molecular function: L-allo-threonine aldolase activity. Lineage: Eukaryota; Metazoa; Arthropoda; Malacostraca; Decapoda; Varunidae. Gene Ontology annotation, cellular component: cytosol.